Lactuca sativa (garden lettuce) is the source of this 1127-nucleotide messenger RNA. RefSeq names its product clavaminate synthase-like protein At3g21360. The record is from RefSeq and is a predicted model, not a curated record. Lineage: Eukaryota; Viridiplantae; Streptophyta; Magnoliopsida; Asterales; Asteraceae. Gene Ontology annotation, molecular function: oxidoreductase activity.
AUAAUCCAAAGAGUCAUAACCUAAAAAGCAAUUCAAAUGGCCACCGGAAAAUUCUUCCGAGAUAUAGAGCUACCUCAGCAAAAACCUCAGGACAACGGCGUUUAUUUCCCGGCGGUGUUAUCCCCAAACCAUAACACUGGUUCUACUGCAGUAGAAGAACUCCAUGAUUUUGAAGAAGCGAUUAGAGUUCAGAAACCAUGGCUAGAGUCUCUUCUCCAGAAAAGCGGUGCUAUUCUCUUCCGAGGCUUCCCUGUUGCCACACCUUCGGACUUCAACAACGUUGUCGAAGCUUUCUCCUACGCUGAAUUUCCCUACUUGGGUGGCAUAGCCACUCGGACGAAGGUGGUUGGCCGGGUUUACACCGCAAAUGAAUCUCCUCUCCAUAUGGGAAUUCCUUUUCAUCACGAGAUGUCUUACGCUCGUGAUUUCCCCACCAAGUUAUUUUUCUAUUGUGACGAAGAACCCGGAGAAGGGGGAGAAACUCCGAUAGUUUUAAGUCAUAUCAUAUACGAAAAGAUGAAAGAGAGACACCCUGAGUUCGUUAUGCAACUGGAGGAGCAUGGGGUUACGUAUACAGACUUUGCAAGCGAUGAAAACGAUCCAUCAUCAUUCACUGGGAGGAGUUGGAAGUCGAUAUUCAAAACCAACGACAAGAAUGUUGCUGAGGAAAGGGCAGCGAAGCUUGAGGUGAAGGUAGAAUGGAUUGGGAAUGGUGCGAAACUUACAACAGCUACACUGCCAGCCAUCAGGCUUGACAAAGAGAGUAGCCGGAAAACAUGGUUCAACAGUCUUGCAGUUGGUAGCGAUGCUGUUGUGGAGAUCGGUAAUGGCGACCCUGUGCCUGAUGAUGCUGUGGAAGAUUACUUGAAGAUCUUAGAAGAAGAGUGUGUUGCGAUUCCUUGGAAGAAAGGCGAUGUUCUUCUUAUUAAUAAUUUGAUGGUUCUUCAUGGCCGACGACCACUACUAAAGCCACCACGUCGUGUGCUAGCUUCCCUUUGCAAGUGAUCGGCGUUUCAUUGCAGGCAAAAACAAUAUGUUGUAGUUUAUAAUUAAUAGUAAUAACCAGCGAUUAAUAAAUGCAAAUACCAAGCUAAAUAAAAAAUGCGUUUUUAUAGGUUUCCAUUUAA